AUGCAGCUAUUCUCUUGGCCUCGAUCACACCUUCUCGAAAUUGGCGACCGAAUCUGGUGUCCCCCAUGGCUUCACCGGCACGAGCAACUGCUUCUCACCCAACUGUGGAAUCUUCGAACUCCCGGGUGGAGCCGUGGAAGUCUCGCGACACAGGCAUGUGCAGGGUUCAAGGAGCACCUGAAAGAUAUUUCCUCAUACACAGUUCUGGACAUCUGCGCCGGCGCCGGUAGACCUACCCCAGUCCUUGAAUCAGAGCUGAAUAAAGAACUCGGGUCUGAGGGCAAGGGCCCUGUUCCAUUUGUUUUGACCGAUCUUUACCCCCAUAUCGAAGAGUGCGAGCGAAUCUCGAAGAAGCAGCAGAAUAUCAUCUACAUUGAGAGCCCCGUGGAUGCUCGAGCUGUUUCUUGA
Penicillium vulpinum is the source of this 408-nucleotide messenger RNA. RefSeq lists its product as uncharacterized. The transcript has a single exon. Lineage: Eukaryota; Fungi; Ascomycota; Eurotiomycetes; Eurotiales; Aspergillaceae. The record is from RefSeq and is a predicted model, not a curated record. Bases 1 to 408 code for a protein of 135 amino acids.